This is a messenger RNA of Lagopus leucura (white-tailed ptarmigan), 2653 nucleotides long. RefSeq names its product SAS-6 centriolar assembly protein (gene SASS6). The transcript has 17 exons. Lineage: Eukaryota; Metazoa; Chordata; Aves; Galliformes; Phasianidae. Gene Ontology annotation, cellular component: centrosome; centriole. The record is from RefSeq and is a predicted model, not a curated record. The coding region runs from base 44 to 1966 and encodes 640 amino acids. Gene Ontology annotation, biological process: centriole replication.
GCCCCUCCUCUGCGGGAGCCGAGCGCCAAACUCAAAGCGCAAGAUGGCGGCGGAGCUCCUGUUCAACCGCGAGGUGUGCGUGCAGGCGCGGGGCCAGGGCUGCGAGGAGAGGAGAUUAAAUGUUCGAGUGAAUAUUGAGCUGCUGUCAAUUUCUAGCCCUGUUCAUAAAAAGGAUUUGGCUGUGAGACUGACUGAUGAUGCUGAUCCUUUUUUCCUUUAUAACCUUGUCAUAUCUGAGGAAGAUUUUCAAAGUUUAAAAUCCCAGCAAGGUCUCUUGGUGGAUUUCUCUGCUUUCCCACAGAAGUUUAUAGAUCUGCUUCAACAAUGCAUUCAAGAACAGAACAAAGAUAUCCCCAGGUUUUUGCUGCAGUUAGUUUCUUCAGCAUCUGUUCUAGAUCACACACCUGUCUCUUUAAAUGUAGUGGAGACCAACCCUUUCAAACAUCUUACCCAUCUCUCGCUAAAAUUCCUACCAGGAAAUGAUGCAGAAAUAAAGAAAUUUUUAGCCAGCUGCUUGAAGUGCCUGAAGGAGGACAAAAUGACAUUGGAACAAAAGCUUAGGAAAACUGAAGAAGAUUCUACCAGACAACUGAGCUACACUCAACAGAGCUUGUCAGAGAAGAGCCGAGAACUGGACAAACUGAAAAAUGAAUGGACAUCUUACACUGCUGCUCUGACAAGCAAACACACACAAGAGCUGACAGCUGAGAAGGAAAGAGCUCUCCAGGCACAAACUCAGUACCAACAACAGCACGAACAACAGAAAAAGGAAUUGGAAAGUUUGCACCAGAGGAGUAUUCAACAAUUGCAGAACAGACUCUCGGAACUUGAAGUCAUCAAUAAAGAUCUAACAGAAAGGAGAUACAAAGGAGACUCUGCGGUCAGAGAACUGAAAGCAAAGCUCUCUGGAGUUGAAGAUGAAUGUCAAAGAGCCAAGCAGGAGGUGGUGUCACUGCGUCGAGAGAACAGCACUCUGGAUGCUGAAUGUCACGAAAAGGAGAAACUCAUUAACCAGCUACAGACCCGGGUUGCUGUUCUGGAGCAAGAGAUCAAAGACAAAGAUCAACUGGUUAUUAGAACAAAAGAAGUGCUGGAUGCAACACAAGAACAAAAGGCGAUACUGGAGGAGAAUACAGACAAAAAACGAAGUCAUAUUGAAAAGCUUGAGACAACAAUUAAGUCACUGUCAGCUGAACUUCUUAAGGCUAAUGAAAUUAUCAAGAAGUUGCAAGGAGAUUUGAAAACCCUAAUGAGUAAAUUAAAAUUGAAAAAUACAGUAACAAUUCAACAAGAGAAACUAUUAGCAGAAAAAGAAGAGAGACUUCAGAAAGAACAGAGAGAACUGCAGGAGGCUGGACAAUCUCUUCGAAUGAAAGAGGAGGAGGUUUGCAAGUUACAAGAACAGCUGGAAACUACAAUGCAGAAACUGGAAGAAAGUAAGCAGUUAUUAAAAACCAAUGAAAACGUAAUCACAUGGCUAAACAAACAGCUGAAUGAAGUUCAGAUGGUGAAGAAGAUGGAGACUCCCAGCAGCACGCAUGGUGGCGUUAGGACUGCCCUGUCACCUCACGGCAUGCUUGACCGACCUUCCUUUCCCAGCUCAGGAAUCACUCAUCCCAUCUCUCCCUUCUACGCCUUCCAGAAGCUGGCAGAACCAGCGCGUAACAAAAACACCAGCCCCCACUGCCCAGUCCCAAAGAUCCAAUUUAACUCACAGGUCUCAAAAAUAGAUCAGCAUUCAGACGUUCAGGCAGUGACUGCAGCAACUGGCCAUCCAGCAAAUAAGGAAAAUGGCAAUAACUUGGGGCUGGAAUCCAAGUAUUUCAAGAAAAAAGAAGACAGCAUUCCUUUACGAGGGCUUAGUCAAAACACACUUAACUCAGAGUACUUGAAACCCUACUUACCCAAAGUCCAGCCAUCACCACCAGCCGCAGUGACAACAGCCUCAGCUUAUUUUCCAGGAUAGUAGCCAGGGAUAUUAAGAAUUGUCUUUUAACUGUUUGGGGGAUAUGAAGAUGUCCUACACUGACAUUAGUAAAGGUAUCAGCGUGAACUGACAGUUUUAUCUGAAUCCAUUUUCUUUGAGAAAGACACCUUAUUUGGAUGCCUUUUCAGCUGAUUCAGAAAAGACAGAGCUUUAAGCAGCCUCAACCUUAAUGGUAACACCACUGCACUUCAGUCACUGAAUUAAGUGCUGGAUUUUUUCCUGGUCUGUAUUGUUCCAGAAAACCCAAGUAAGUGGCACUGGCUUUUUUUGCUAUAGUAUUUAACAAGUGUGACUCUAACCAAGUGUAUUCUCUGGUAUUCCCUGAUAGGAAACAUGAUUCCUUAUAAGCUUUCCUCUAGGUCUUUCACAGAAAUGAUGUUGCAGAUAGUUUUCCAGCACUUUCUGGGCUAUGUUUAUUUUAAUAACAGCCAAGCUUGUGAGUUAGCACAACCCCUUCUUCUCUAGCAGUUUUAAUUUUGAAACCUUGCUAAUUUGAAUUGCAUAUAAAUUUAUAAAUACUGCAAUGGAAGAUCCUAAAUGAUUUAUACCUUCGGUGAAAACAAAGGUUUAAGGAUCUCAGCCUGGGUUGCCCUAACUUCUUACCCAUCUGCCACUAUUACAUUUCUAACAACCAAGCAUUAAAUACUGUAAGCCAAUGUAUCUGAA